AUGAAUGGGAAUGGUUAUUCACAUCAUCCAACAUCGAUCGGUAUUCUUGCCUGUGAACUGUACAUACCAUCACUUUAUGUCGAACAAUCAGCUUUAGAAACUUAUGAUAAAGUUUCUAAAGGUAAAUACACCAUUGGUUUGGGUCAACAACGCAUAGCCAUUUGUUCGGACCAUGAGGAUAUCUGCUCGUUGUGUUUAACUGUUCUGUCACGUUUGUUGGAACAAACGGGUGUCCAUCCUCAACAAAUCGGCCGAUUAGAUGUCGGAACUGAAACUUUAGUUGAUAAAGCAAAGUCGAUCAAAACAGUUUUAAUGCAACUCUUUACGGAACAUGGGAAUACGGCGGUGGAAGGUGUGGAUAGUAUCAACGCAUGUUAUGGAGGAACAGCGGCGAUAUUCAAUGCUAUUCAUUGGAUCGAAUCGAGCUACUGGGACGGUCGAUACGCUGUGGUCGUUAUGGGUGAUAUUGCUGUCUAUGCGAAAGGAAAUGCACGGCCAACAGGUGGUGCUGGUGCUUGUGCAUUACUCAUCGGCCCUAACGCGCCCAUUGUUUUCGAGCCAGGUUGUCGGUCAACAUAUAUGACAAAUGUUUAUGACUUUUACAAACCUGAUUUAAGUUCGCCAUAUCCCGUUGUUGAUGGUCAGUUAAGUGUACAAUGUUACACAUCAGCAUUGGAUACCUGUUACGCACAAUAUUGUCUCAAAGCAGAAAUGAAUGGUGAAUCUCGUUCGAAAACAUCCUCAGCAGCUGCGGAUAAUAUCAAUCUAUCCACAUUUGCUGGCAUUGUUUUCCAUACACCUUACGUUAAACUCACACAGAAAUCAUUCUCAAGAUUGUAUUUCAAUGAUAUUCUACGUGCUUGUUCGUACAUACCAAAUGCUCUGGUUGAAAAGUAUAAGGACUUUGAUAUCCAUUCUUCGGCUAAUGACAAAGACCUCGAGCGUGACCUUAUUGAGCAAAGUCGUGAGCUGUUCGGACAGAAAACCUUGCCAGGGCUCUAUUUUUCUCAAAAUAUGGGAAAUAUGUAUACGCCUUCGCUCUACUACAGUUUAUUUUCCUUUCUCAGCAGUCAACCUAGCGAGGAGCAAUUCUACGGUCAACGUAUUCUCCUGUUUUCAUAUGGUUCUGGCCUAGCAUCAUCGAUGUACAGUAUCAUUUGUCGUAAAGUGCAUGAUACUCGUUUCACGCUUGGAGAAAUUCAAAAGAGCAUUAAACGCGCCCGACAAGAGCUUGAUAACGAACGAAUCGAAUUAGCUCCUGAGCUAAUGGAUAAACUAUUAUUAGAACGAGAAAAACACGAUCAUCAAGCGUCAUUCAUACCUUCACAACCUAGUGAAGUCUUAAAACCUGGAAAUAUGUAUUUGAAAUCAGUCGAUAAGAACUACAGACGUGUGUAUGAAAAAUUUCAUGGUGACGAAAACUCGAGUACGAAUAAAAAAGCGACGGUCCAGCAACUUUAUAGUGAAUACUUCCAAACACGGCAGAUCAAUGGUGAUACACAUGGCUAA
Molecule: messenger RNA, 1509 nt
Organism: Adineta ricciae
Lineage: Eukaryota; Metazoa; Rotifera; Eurotatoria; Adinetida; Adinetidae
Source: the annotation of a GenBank genome assembly